Messenger RNA from Indicator indicator, 792 nucleotides. It is a transcript of the gene ACER1, whose product is annotated as alkaline ceramidase 1. The record is from RefSeq and is a predicted model, not a curated record. The transcript is spliced from 6 exons. Gene Ontology annotation, biological process: ceramide metabolic process. Gene Ontology annotation, cellular component: membrane. The coding region runs from base 1 to 792 and encodes 263 amino acids. Gene Ontology annotation, molecular function: hydrolase activity, acting on carbon-nitrogen (but not peptide) bonds, in linear amides. NCBI's taxonomy places the organism in Eukaryota, Metazoa, Chordata, Aves, Piciformes, Indicatoridae.
AUGCCCAGCAUUUUCUCCUACCAGAGUGCUGAAGUGGAUUGGUGUGAGGGCAACUUCGAGCGCUCGCCUCUGAUUGCUGAGUACUACAACACCAUCAGCAAUGUCAGCUUCUUUCUGCUCUCUCCUGCCCUGCUCCACCUGAACCGGCAGUACCGGCAGCAGCGUGCCUUGCCCAUGUACCUCGUCGCUGCCCUGCUCGUCUGUGUAGGUAUCUUCUCCAUGUACUUUCACAUGACCCUGAGCUACGUGGGACAGCUCCUGGAUGAGCUCUCCAUCCUCUGGUCCCUGGCUGUGGCUUAUUCCUUCUGGUACCCAAAGGUUUACUUCCCCAGGUUCAUCAAGAGCAGGAAGCAUUUCUUCUGGCUGAGUGGUGUCACCACCAUCAUCAGCACCUUGAUGUCCUUCAUCAAGCCAGCUGUCAACGCCUACGCCCUCAACUGCAUCGCCUUCCACCUGCUCUACCUGACCUGGCGUGAGCUGAAAAAGUGCAAGGACAGAAGGGUUCACCGGAUGGCUGCAGUCAUGGUGAUGUGGUGGGUGCUGGCCAUCAGCAGCUGGAUUAGUGACCGCUGGCUCUGUGGGCUCUGGCAGGCCAUCAACUUCCCCUACUUCCACAGCUUCUGGCACGUGCUGAUUGCCCUCUCCCUCCUCUACCUCUGCCCACUGGUCAUCUACUUUGAUGUCUGCUAUGAGAUGCCAUCCUUCAGGCCAAAGCUUGGCUACUGGCCCAGUGACUCCUGGCCCGUGGUGGUGCCCUACAUCACCCUGGAGGAGCCCCACAAGCAGUGCUAG